CACUCUUCUUUACAGCUGCAGGUCAUUGAGGGUCGCAGCAUCCAUGCACAGCUCUCUGAGCUCUGAUCUUUGGUUCAGGUGCAGCUUUGCAAACCUAAGUCAAGCUGGCGUGCUCUUUCACCUGGCAGCUCUUCCAACCACGCCAUACUUUUCCAUCCAUUCAUUUCCUGCCACCUGUGUCCGGAUCGUGGCAGCAGCUGUCUAAGCCCAGGCUUCCCUCGCUCACACCAGCCAGGAGCUGUGAUCCCGGCUCUGUCCUGGGGCCUCCGUCAGUACGACGUGCUUCAAACGCCCAGCAGGAGCCCAAACCUCCUCGACUGGCUCCUCUCGAUGUGGAGCAGCGGUUCAGGUGAACAAUGAGCCAGCCGGUGAUGACGCAGCCUCAGCAGCUCUUUGUUUCCUCGCUGGAAGCUGAUUGGGCUUCAGGGAUCUGCGACUGCUGCGAUGACAAGAAGCAAUGCUGCUUUGCCUUCUGGUGCUGUCCCUGCUUCGCCUGUCGAACCACCAAACAGUUCGGUCAGUGUCUCUGUCUCCCCCUGCUGGACGUGUUCGGCUGCGUCCAUCCCAUCACGAUGUCCAUCAGGGUGUCGUUGCGUCAGCGCUACGGCAUCAAAGGGAAUCUCUGUACCGACUGUUUGUGCUCCACCUUCUGUCUGCCCUGCGUUUGGUGUCAAAUGGCCACCGAGAUGAAGAAGCAGAAGCUCCCCACCAUGUUCAGUGACAUCAUCAGCCAGUGAUGAUGUCAUCAGCAUGAAGUCAUUGCCCCAGACCGGCCCGUCACAGCCCAGCUCCGCACCAGCAGAAAUCAAUAAUCAAUGAUCAUCAGUGUUUACUGCAUUUAUCACUUAUUUGUUUUUAACAAAUCUGUUGUUUUGUUCUGUUGUUCAUCUGUUUACUCGAUUUAAAUGGUUGUUAGCUUAAAUUCAUUAAAAUUAAAUUCAUGCUUGUGACUGAGCUUAAAGAUGAAUCGAGACUGUGGAGAGAAGCUCAGCUCAGAUCUGAUAUUUAAUCAAUGCACAAAUAUUCAGUUCGUGUGAGCUUUGGAAGGUGAUUUCAGGAUUCAGAAUUUACAUGAAAUCAUUUAAAUGAUUUUACACAAUUCAAGUUUGGCUUCUAGCCAAAUUCAUUACUGACAAAAUAAAAACCUUUAACUUUAAAAAA
Oreochromis niloticus (Nile tilapia) is the source of this 1161-nucleotide messenger RNA. Its product is annotated as cornifelin homolog B. The record is from RefSeq and is a predicted model, not a curated record. The transcript is spliced from 4 exons. NCBI's taxonomy places the organism in Eukaryota, Metazoa, Chordata, Actinopteri, Cichliformes, Cichlidae. Bases 357 to 737 code for a protein of 126 amino acids.